Molecule: messenger RNA, 264 nt
Organism: Eremothecium sinecaudum
Lineage: Eukaryota; Fungi; Ascomycota; Saccharomycetes; Saccharomycetales; Saccharomycetaceae
Gene: DYN2
Product: dynein light chain
Exons: 3
Coding region: 1-264 (87 amino acids)
Biological process (GO): microtubule-based process; cilium assembly
Cellular component (GO): cytoplasmic dynein complex
Molecular function (GO): dynein intermediate chain binding; dynein light intermediate chain binding
Source: RefSeq, a predicted model, not a curated record
AUGUCUAAACCUGUUGUAAAAGCUUCAGAUAUUUCAGAUGCUUUGAGAGAUGAGAUUCUGGAUAUUAGUGCUCAGGCUGUUGAGCAAUUGCAGUUAGAAAGAGAGAUUGCAGCAUAUAUUAAGAAAGAUUUAGAUGUUAAACAUGGACAUACAUGGCAUGUCAUUGCGGGGAAGAACUUUGGGAGUUACGUGACUCAUGAAAAAGGACACUUUAUCUACUUCUAUAUUGGUCCAUUGGCCUUUUUGGUGUUUAAGACUGCGUAA